Messenger RNA from Dictyostelium discoideum AX4, 1140 nucleotides. RefSeq lists its product as hypothetical. The record is from RefSeq and is a predicted model, not a curated record. Gene Ontology annotation, molecular function: zinc ion binding. Lineage: Eukaryota; Evosea; Eumycetozoa; Dictyosteliales; Dictyosteliaceae. Bases 1 to 1140 code for a protein of 379 amino acids. The transcript is spliced from 3 exons.
AUGGAUAUUAAUUUUGAUAAUACAUGUGUAUUUCAUAAUGAAUCAAUAAUAUGUUCAAUUUGUUCAGAAUGUAAGGUUGGAAUAUGUAUGGAAUGUAUAUAUAGCGACGAGCAUCACAGGGGACAUAAAGUUGAAAAGAUUAAUUCAGAGAAUACAUUAAUGAUUUUCAAUAUUUUCAAAGAUGAAAAUUACAAUCAACUAUUAGAAUGUAAAAAAGAAAAUGAAAAAUUAGAAACUAAAUCAAAUAAAAUUUAUAAAGAGAUUGAAGCCAAUCAUACUGAAUAUUUAGAAAAGAUAGAAUAUACAUUCAAACAAUUACGUAACAUAUUAGAAACUCAAGAAAAAGAUAAAAUUAGACAAUUAAUUACAUGUUUAGAACAGAAUGAAGAAAAUAACUCAACCAUUAAAAAUUUAUUAGAAAAUGAAUUAAAAACUAUUGAUUUAAUAACUGAAAAAUAUAAAAACUCUCUUAAUACUAUUGAUAUUAUACAACUAUUUAAUAAUAAUAAUAAUAAUAAUAAUAAUAAUAAUAAUAAUAAUAAUACAUUAAAACAUUUAGAAAUAUUAAAACAUUCAUAUCAAUCUAUAUUAAUUGUAAAAGAGAAAGAACAAAAAAAGAAUUUAUUAUGUGGGUAUCAUAAAACUAAUGUUACCUUUGGAGAUGAGAUUAAAUCUAUUCAAGAAAAUAUUAAUAAAACUGUUGUUGUUGAAAAGGGUUCUAUAUACCAUCCAAAUAUCUCUGAGAAAACAAUUAAAAUCGAUGGUGUAGAAUUCUUUUAUUUUCAAGAAGGAUGCCCAGUUCCAUAUGGAAUAAGUUGUGUUGCACUUGGUGGAAUUAUUAAAUUUUUUGAUAAAGAACUAAUUCCUGGAUCUGUUCAUACUUUUUUCCUUUUAGAUGGUCUAAAUUUAAAUAUAACGAUGGGAACCAUUCCACUUUCUGUUAAAAAUGUCUACAUUGGAGAUAUUAUUCAACCUCUUCCCCAACAAGCAAUAGGACAUGGUAUACAUACUUUAUACUUUUUAAACGGCUUUAGACACGAAACCAAGGUACCAAUUUCAAAGUAUAAUCAUCUUUCAAAAGUGUAUAUUGGUAAUACAAUUAGUCCCAUUGAAGUAAUAUUUCAGAAUAAAUAUAUAUAA